Messenger RNA from Monopterus albus (swamp eel), 3903 nucleotides. It is a transcript of the gene slc6a2, whose product is annotated as solute carrier family 6 member 2. The record is from RefSeq and is a predicted model, not a curated record. Gene Ontology annotation, cellular component: axon; presynaptic membrane; plasma membrane. Gene Ontology annotation, biological process: amino acid transport; dopamine uptake involved in synaptic transmission; sodium ion transmembrane transport. Lineage: Eukaryota; Metazoa; Chordata; Actinopteri; Synbranchiformes; Synbranchidae. The transcript is spliced from 15 exons. The coding region runs from base 747 to 2618 and encodes 623 amino acids. Gene Ontology annotation, molecular function: dopamine:sodium symporter activity; norepinephrine:sodium symporter activity.
CAAUGGGGUGCAGAACAAAACAAACCCCACUCAUUGCAAAGACCCGAUUACCAUGUGGUAAUGACCUGGUACGAAAGACUAAUGAAUGACAAAACAGGAUUUUUUUUCCAUUUGUGAGUACAAAGGUCCUUGAUGUCAGAAUGUCAUUCUUUUAAUCACCUGUCAACAAACAUUUUCACAAUUUUAAGAUCCUGGCACACACAUACAGCACAAUUUCGACAGCCUCAGUUAAGUUAUAACUUUUAAUAUAUGGCAGACUUCUUGCUGCAAAUUUGUACUUUGAAGUUAAGUUGUGACUGUCUCUGUGAGGUCAUCUGAAAGACCCAACUGUAAUGCUUUAUUACUCUAAUGUAAAUAAGUAGCCGUGCAUGUUUGAGCACAUUUACAGAUACAUAGAGAAGGACAGAAAAGAACAAAAGUCCAGAUUUUUGCUGUGAUGCCAAAAUAAUGCUUAAUAUAAAUAAGGCUAAAUCUAGAGGGUCGCAGUAUGACUGAGAAAAGUCUUUGUCAUUUCAUUAGCUUUUCAUUCUGAUGUUGACAUGGGAGAGCCUGAACCUUAAGAAAAAGCAAGAACUAAGGACUUUAGCAUCGUUCACAGCCAGGAGAUGGUUCCAAGAUGACUGAAGAAAAAGCGAGAGUGAGGUCCUUACCCAAGCGCACCGGAUCAGACCAUCAUCUCCACCAGAACCCGCACGGGGCCGUGAGAGCACCGGACCAGCGAAGGCUUCGUACACACCGAAGACAAGAUGAAUAUCCAGGUUAUGCCAGAACACAAGCUCUCGUCGGUGGCCCCAAUGAAACAGUGCAAUGUGGAGAAAAAGGAAGUAGAACUGACACUGGUGAAGGACCAGAACGGCGUCCAGUUCAUAAAUUCCACCAUCAUUCCCACCUCUGGUCACCGAGGACGUAUUCGCAGAUCCUCCCUUGAGGACGACCGAGAAACUUGGGGCAAGAAAAUAGACUUUCUUCUGUCGGUCAUUGGCUUCGCGGUGGACCUGGCCAAUGUUUGGAGAUUUCCUUACUUGUGCUACAAAAAUGGGGGAGGUGCGUUUUUGAUCCCUUAUGUUUUUUUCUUGUUCAUUGCGGGGAUGCCAUUGUUCUAUAUGGAACUUGCCCUGGGCCAGUACAACAGGGAAGGGGCAGCUACAGUUUGGAAAAUAUGCCCUAUCUUUAAAGGUGUGGGCUACACUGUGAUCCUCAUAGCCCUAUAUGUUGGCUUCUACUACAAUGUCAUCAUUGCCUGGUCCCUCUACUACCUGUUCUCCUCCAUGACCAGCGAGCUACCAUGGCUCAAAUGUGACCACAGCUGGAACAGCCAGAACUGCACUGAUCCUGAACUGCUUAUCAACAGAACCAGCAAUGGAUCUUAUAUCAAGAACAAAAUCACCCCCGCAGCAGAGUACUAUGAACGGGGUGUGCUGCAUCUCCAUGAGAGUAAGGGUAUCCAAGACCUGGGUCUACCUCGCUGGGAGUUGACUUUGUGUCUUGUUGUGGUGGUUUUCAUCCUCUACUUCAGCCUGUGGAAAGGUGUCAAGUCCUCAGGGAAGGUGGUGUACAUUACAGCCACAAUGCCUUAUGUGGUACUUUUUGUGUUGCUGAUUCGAGGCACAACUCUAGAAGGGUCAAUGGACGGCAUCAGGGCCUACCUCCAUGUUGACUUCCGUCGGCUCAACAAUCUAGAGGUGUGGAUUGAUGCUGCUACCCAGAUAUUCUAUUCACUAGGAGCGGGAUUUGGUGUGCUCAUUGCAUUUGCCAGUUAUAACAAAUUUGAUAACAAUUGCUACAGGGAUGCUCUCUUGACCAGCACUGUGAACUGCAUCACCAGUUUCUUCUCAGGGUUUGCCAUCUUUUCUGUGCUUGGAUACAUGGCAAGAAAACAUAACAUGAGAGUAGAAGAUGUGGCGACAGAGGGGGCUGGAUUGGUGUUCAUCAUUUAUCCUGAGGCAAUUUCUACACUGCCUGGCUCAACAUUUUGGGCUAUUGUGUUCUUCAUUAUGCUGUUGACACUGGGCAUUGACAGCUCGAUGGGCGGCAUGGAGGCAGUUAUCACAGGCCUGACAGAUGACUUUAAGAUCCUCAAGAGAAACAGGAAGCUCUUCACCUUCAUCACAGCCUUUGGAACCUUCCUGGUGGCCUUGCUCUGCAUCACUAAUGGUGGGAUCUACGUGCUAACCUUGUUAGAUAAGUAUGCAGCAGGGACUUCUAUAUUAUUUGCUGUGUUGAUCGAGGCCAUUGGAGUGUCGUGGUUUUAUGGCGUGGACCGCUUCAGCGAAGAUAUCCAACGUAUGAUGGGCUUUAAGCCAGGGCUCUAUUGGAGGCUGUGUUGGAAAUUUGUCAGCCCAGCUUUUCUGCUGUUUGUAGUAAUAGCCAGUACACUGACAUCAUCAGGCCUAAAGUACGAUGACUACAUUUUCCCUAACUGGUCCAACCUGGUUGGCUGGGGUGUAGCCAUGUCCUCCAUGUUGCUUGUCCCUGUCUACGCUUUGUAUAAGUUCUUCAGUACACCAGGAACAUUCAAACAGAGGAUAGCCUACUGCAUCACUCCAGAGCAUGAACAUCAUAUGGUGGCUGAGGGAAAUGUACGGCAGUUCAAACUCAGGCAUUGGUUGGCCAUCUGAUGACAAAUACCCAGAAUUCCCUCACAGCCACCCUCACUUGUGUGCCACAGUCGUUCGACAGACAGGGAAAGCAACAGACUCCAACUCCUGUCAGUGGCCUCCCUCUGCUGUGUAUUUACUACCCAAGGCCUUUGUUGUCAAUAGUGACUUCAAGCACUUUGAUUUCAGAGUCUUGCCUGUUAACAUUCUGAAAUCAUUCUACAGCUUUGGCUCAGAAGGGAGGGGCAUCUUGUGGGAAUAUUUACUGUUAUUUGACAAUGGAUAUAUUAUAUUAUGUUUUUAUAUAGCAUUUUAAUUAAUUAAUCACAACUUAAGUUAUCAUUUCCUAUAGUCUGUAAUGUGACAAUUAUCUCGUAGAAGGGAUCGAAACCAAAAUAACAACCAAAACAUUGGCCUUAUCCCUGUGUACUAAUAUACAGGAGAUCAAAAGUGUAAAUUUUUACAUUUCUUUAUAUGUUAUUAGUGUCACAUGUUGUCACUCUCUUUGGCUGAGUGACUUAUCUGUCUCAGUGCCUUAUCGAGACACAACAUGUUUCUUACAGUCCGUACAGAAAAAAUAAAAUAAAAUAAACUGUGUUGACUCAGGAACCCAUUAAAUAAAACCACAGUUUGUAGAUGGCAAUCUCUGUUUUGGCCCAGUCCUUUGAUACUCAUGUCAAAGAGCCCAAGGUCAACAGUACUUCAAGGUCAAACUCGUGGUAAAACAGAUGUGAUAUAACACAUUGUGUUACAGAAAAGGGAAUUAUGCAUGCAUCGUUACAAUGCUUUAAAGAAAAUGAGGCGGGUUUCAUUCAUCUUGUAUGCUAUGAAAGGGCAGACUCACAACCAGGUCUCAUUCUCAAAGAAAGCCUAUGACUGAACCUGGUCAGUCCUUUUCUGCUCACUGAAGGUAAAGAGUAAAAAUUCAGCAAAACAAAUAGUCCAUGUGUUAAAAACAGUUUUAUUGUUGUGUGGCUUCCCAUUUUUUUUUUGUCUGUUCAGUGCUUCUGAGGAAUAUCUAUGGCUUUUCCUUCCAAGAGACAGUGAGAGAUGGAGAAUACUGUAUGUGUGUGUCUGUGCCUGUGUGCUUAGUGAGAGUCUGUUGUCAAGCAUACACUAUGGUGUUAGUGUACAGUACAUGAAGAUGUGACAUCUAUCAGUUGCCUCUUUCAUUGUACUGUAAAUUAACUAUUAUGUUAAAUGUAUGACAACAACUCAUGUUUUCAUUUUAAACACAUCAUGUGAUGUUACCCUUACGAAUAUUUUGAAUGAUCUUUUCCUGUUUCUUUUUUUUAUUUAUUAAAAU